Monopterus albus (swamp eel) is the source of this 1038-nucleotide messenger RNA. Its product is annotated as zinc finger protein 239-like. NCBI's taxonomy places the organism in Eukaryota, Metazoa, Chordata, Actinopteri, Synbranchiformes, Synbranchidae. Gene Ontology annotation, molecular function: DNA-binding transcription factor activity, RNA polymerase II-specific; RNA polymerase II cis-regulatory region sequence-specific DNA binding. The transcript is spliced from 2 exons. The coding region runs from base 1 to 810 and encodes 269 amino acids. The record is from RefSeq and is a predicted model, not a curated record. Gene Ontology annotation, cellular component: chromatin; PcG protein complex; transcription regulator complex. Gene Ontology annotation, biological process: regulation of transcription by RNA polymerase II.
AUGUGUAUAAAAGACACGUGUCCACAGAGUUUCUGUAUCUUCCGUUCAAACCUCACCACCGUGCGCAAGACCAAAGAGCUGUCAAAGGAAAUCAGGUACAAGAUUGUAGACCUGCAGAAGACUGGAAUGGGCUACAAGACUAUCAGCAAGAAGCUUAGUAAGAAGGAGACAACUAGUCUAAAAUCCCAUCAACGUAUUCACACUGGAGAGAAACCAUACAGCUGUGACCAGUGUGGAUCAGCUUUUACACAGUUGGGGCAUCUAAAAUCCCAUCAACGUAUUCACACUGGAGGGAAGCCAUACAGCUGUGACGAAUGUGGGUCAGCUUUUACAUGUCUGGGGAGUCUAAAAGUCCAUCAACGUAUUCACACUGGAGAGAAACCGUUUUGGUGUGAACAGUGUGAGAAAACUUUCACAAAUUCAAGUGGACUAAAAGUCCAUCAACGUAUUCACACUGGAGAGAAACCGUUUUGGUGUGAACAGUGUGAGAAAACUUUCACAAAUUCAAGUGGACUAAAAGUCCACCAUCAACUUAUUCACACGGAAGAGAAGCCGUACAGCUGUGACCAGUGUGGGUCAGCUUUUAUAUAUUUGGGGAGUCUAAGAAAGCAUCAGCGUAUUCACACUGGAGAGAAGCCGUACAGCUGUGACCAAUGUGGGUCAGCUUUUACACAUUUGACGAGUCUAAGAAACCAUCAGCGUAUUCACACGGGAGAGAAACCGUUUUGGUGUGAACAGUGUGAGAAAACUUUCACAAGUUCAAGUGAACUAAAAGUACAUCAAUAUAUUCACACAAGGGUGAACAUGUAAGUCUGGGCCUAGUGUCAGUGUGUGUCUACACCAUGUAAUCUACAAACCCACCACUGCAUGUUUCUGAGCUCUGAACAUGGCAUGUGCACAAAUCUAACAAUGUGUAAAAGUCCUGUUUUGAUUGUGAAGGUCUUCAUGAUGAUUGCUGGGGUGAACUGUUAGAGGUAGAUUUCACACUGCUUUUAACAGAUAUUUUAAGACUUGGUUUAUACACAACUUAGUCCAUUG